This is a messenger RNA of Radiomyces spectabilis, 777 nucleotides long. RefSeq lists its product as uncharacterized. Bases 73 to 240 code for a protein of 55 amino acids. The record is from RefSeq and is a predicted model, not a curated record. The transcript has 2 exons. NCBI's taxonomy places the organism in Eukaryota, Fungi, Mucoromycota, Mucoromycetes, Mucorales, Radiomycetaceae.
CUCAUACGUUACGCUUUGUUUAUUGGUCUAAUGAUGUAAUGCUUACUUUAUAAAGAAUAGCUUCUGAAGCAUAUGCGGACUGUUUGGAGAAACCAUAGAGGUGCCUGGUUUCUGUGCAACCUUGACACUAAAAACAGAGACCUCUUUACAUGGCCCGUCGCACGGCAAAUAAAUAGCUGCAGCAUACUUCUUUGCGAUUGGAUAAAAACUGUCCCUUUUAGUAAAUGCCAACGGAUAUAAACUACUUAACCUGUCUAAAAUUGCAUCUUUUCCGGUUCGAGCUGUCACAUGAAUAAUGCCGAAGACACCAGGCUAAGACCUCACUAUAUCUGCGCUGAGUGAUGGUUUCAAAGACGUAAAAAAAUCUGGCCUAUUCAAUAUCGCAUGGAUAAUCAUACAAAAUGCAGAUACCUAGCCCUAAGGAGACAUAUUACUAGGCUACAUCCACUGCUUCUCAACUUACGCGAGUCCUCGUAAACGGCGCAACAAGCUUAAUUUUCUCCGUAACACUUUCGUUGUCGUAUAACUCAGCCGACGCUUUAAACCUGCCCGGGUGUUUUUGGAAUAUAAGCUUAAGCGAACUAGGAUAUAUCAAGUAAGACUAGUAAAUAAAAAUUGUCUGCGUGAGACCUGGUUUUUAUGCUGUAAAAGACCUCCGUCGCAAGUGAGCUGGCAGUUUAUAUUUGUUCAGAGAUGGGUCAUCCUCUGUUGGGGUAGGGGAAUUUGACUCUAUCCAGACCAAAAUGGAACUGUUCGUAAGGCGGUUUUCAGUUGCCU